Scleropages formosus (Asian bonytongue) is the source of this 1846-nucleotide messenger RNA. RefSeq names its product MYC proto-oncogene, bHLH transcription factor b (gene mycb). Gene Ontology annotation, biological process: regulation of DNA-templated transcription. Gene Ontology annotation, molecular function: protein dimerization activity; DNA-binding transcription factor activity. The record is from RefSeq and is a predicted model, not a curated record. The coding region runs from base 260 to 1531 and encodes 423 amino acids. The transcript is spliced from 3 exons. Lineage: Eukaryota; Metazoa; Chordata; Actinopteri; Osteoglossiformes; Osteoglossidae.
CGCUCGGGUAACUCAGUCAGUUGGGCGCAAGCGAUCGGCGUGUGCGAGUGACACAUAUUGGGCGGAGUGAGUCGCCAGAGGAAAAAUCUCGUAACCGCCGUGGAAACUACAGCGACUUAAGUGGAUUAUUGACUAAAGAGUGAACACUGUUCUCCGUGGGCUUGUUACAGCAGUUGUUUUACCAGCUGACACCGGUCUUUUUUCAUCUGGGUGUUACUAAAAAGAUAGUAAUUUCGUCGCCAGUUGCACGGCAGCGGCGAUGCCCUUCCCCUGCACCACCCCCUCCGGCUCCAACAUGUCCACUCGGAACUACGACUUGGAGUACGACUUGAUCCAGCCUUAUUUCCUGGACAACGAAGAGGACUUCUACCACCAGCAGCAGAGCCACCUGCAGCUGCCCGCCCCCAGCGAGGACAUCUGGAAGAAGUUCGAGCUGCUGCCCACCCCGCCGCGGUCCCCGAGCCGCCGGCCGCCCCUCUCCCCGGGCGACUCCCCGUCCCGCUCUCCGUCGCCGACCCCCGGCGGCCCCUUCCCCUCCACAGCCGACCAGCUGGAGCUCGUCUCCGAGUUCCUGGGCGAUGACGCGGUGAAUCAGAGCUUCAUCUGCGACCCGGACUCGUCGCAGUCCUUCCUGCAGUCCUUCAUCAUCCAGGACUGCAUGUGGAGCGGCUUCUCCGCGGCCGCCAAGCUGGAGAAGGUGGUGUCGGAGCGGCUCGCCUCGCUGCAGGCGGCCCGCAGGGACCCGCCGGGCGGCUCGGAACCCCCCGUGCACCCGUACCUGCAGGACCUGCACACCCCGGCGCAGGAGUGCAUCGACCCCUCCGUGGUGUUCCCGUACCCGCUUGCCGAAAGCACGAAGGCCGAGAAGAACGCGCCCUGCCCCGCUCUGGAGCUCCACCUGGACACGCCGCCCAACAGCGGCAGCAGCAGCGGGAGCGACAGCGACUCCGAAGGUGAUGAAGAUGAUGAUGAUGAUGAGGAGGAGGAGGAAGAAGAAGAAGAAAUUGAUGUUGUGACUGUAGAGAAGAGAAGGUCUGUCAGAAGGUCAGAGUCCAGCAGGACAGUAACUGACAGGCAGCAUCAUAGCCCCCUGGUCCUGAAACGGUGCCACGUACCCAUUCAUCAGCACAACUACGCAGCCCCUCCAUCAACAAGGAGCGAGCAGCCGGCUGUCAAGCGGAUAAAGUUCGAAGGCACCGGCAGAGUGCUCAAACAGAUCAGCAACAACCGCAAGUGCACGAGUCCCAGGACAUCGGACACGGAGGACAACGACAAAAGGCGGACUCACAACGUUCUCGAGCGUCAGAGGAGGAAUGAGCUCAAGCUGAGCUUCUUUGCAUUGAGGGAUGAGAUUCCAGAGGUUGCGAACAAUGAGAAGGCUGCCAAGGUGCUCAUCCUGAAAAAAGCCACGGAGUGCAUCUACAGCAUGCAGUCAGAUGAGCAGAGACUCAUUUCCCUGAAAGAACAACUGAGGAGAAGAAGCGAACAUUUGAAAAACAGGCUUGAACAGCUGAGGAACUUACAUGUAUAAGGUUUUUUAUAAAACAAACAUUUUGUAGCCUUAAGGACUGUUGCCAUGUACAGUUAAUGCAUGCAAAUGCAACAAUUCAAAUUUGAGGUUCCCACCACACAACCUUUGUUGAAAUCUGGUCUUGAUUUCAACUUGUAAACUGCCUCAGUUGAACUUAAGGGAGUUAUGCGUUAGAUUUAUUUAAGUCAUUUAUUUUUAUUAAAUUGAUUAACAGUUAUGUAUGUGAUUUAAUAUUUGCUAAUGUAAAUGUAAAAUUUGAAUGAUUUUACAGUUUGCAAUGUUUUUGAAUCAAAUACAUUUGUUUAUUAAUCUUAA